AUGGCGCCGCUGCGGCGCGCGCGGCCGCUGCCCUCGCGCGUCGCGGCGCGGCGGCGCUGCGCGACGACGGCCCCCGAGAGCAAGGCCAUCGAGCCGCCGAGCCGGGCGCAGCUCUGGCGGCUGGCGCUGAACGUCGGCGUGCCCUUCGUGGGCUUCGGCUUCGCGGACAACCUCAUCAUGAUCCUCGCCGGCGACGCCAUCGACAAGUCCAUCGGCGUGACGCUGGGGAUCUCGACGCUCGCGGCGGCGGGCAUCGGCAACCUCCUGAGCGACAUCGUCGGCAUCGGCGCGGGCGACGUCAUCGAGCGCUACGCGAACGUGAUCCUCGGCAAGUCCAAGUCGAAGCCGCUCACGACGGAGCAGCUCACGCACCGCGCGUCGCGCGCCGUCAAGGGCUGGGCGUCCGCGGUCGGCAUCUCCGUCGGCUGCGUCAUCGGCAUGUUCCCUCUGCUGUUCCUCGGCGAGAAGAAGGAGCUCUAUUUCACGUCCGAGGAGAUGGCCUUGUACGAGUCGGUGCUGCGGCCCUACGGCGUGUCGCCGCAGAACUUCUUCUCCAUGAUGCGCCUCGCGAAGUGGCGCGAACUGGAGCCCGGCGAGGUCUUGGUGAGGGCGGGCACGAAGAUGGACCGUAUUGUGGUAUUGGCCAACGGGUCCAUCGACUCCUACGAGCCGGCGUCCGACGGCGGCCUGAAGCGGCUGUACCGCUACCGCGCGAAGCGGGACCUCGCCGAGGGCGGCGCCGCGCCGGCGAUGGACAAGGGCGGCGCGACGGUGCCGAUCCGCGGCUGCGUCAUCGGCGGCACGGCGCUCCUGGACGCGUCCGUGCGGGACCACCCCUACCCGUCGACGACGAUCGCCGCCGAGAAGACGAGAGUGGUCGAGUUCGACUACGGCGCGCUCCGAAAGGACAUGGACGAGAACCCGGCGAUCGAAGCCGCGAUCCUGAACAUCCUCUACUUCGAUCUGGUCGAAGGCCUGCGGCGCCGGGGCCAGUACGACUUCAGCGCCGAGCAGAAGAAGCGCGAGCCCAAGUCCGCCGAGGAGCGCACGGCGACCUACGCGCUGCUCAUGCAGGUCGUGCUCUCCGACGGCGUCGUCCACGCGACGGAGCGCGAGUUCCUCUCCAAGUACGUCAUCGAGCACUCCAUCACGGAGGCGGAGCACCGGGCGGCUUUGGCGUCCCAGGGCUGGACGUCCGCCCAGUGGGACGCGGGCGUCCAGGACGGGACUUCGACCCCCACGUCGCAGAUCCGCACCGCGAUCCCGGGCCUCCUCAAGCAGGCGGGCAUCAAGUCGCGCAUCACGAAGGCGUCGGCCACGGACGACGACGCCGCCCCGCCGCCGCACAAGGGGGGCGACCGCGAGCUGCUUCUUCAGGCCACGGUCUCGUCGCCGUCGUCGCUCGCGCCGGAGAACAGCGAGUAG
This is a messenger RNA of Aureococcus anophagefferens, 1425 nucleotides long. RefSeq lists its product as hypothetical. The record is from RefSeq and is a predicted model, not a curated record. The transcript has 5 exons. Bases 1 to 1425 code for a protein of 474 amino acids. Lineage: Eukaryota; Pelagophyceae; Pelagomonadales; Pelagomonadaceae. Gene Ontology annotation, cellular component: mitochondrion.